AUGGCUAGUGCCAGCGCCAGCGGUCGGGCAUUCGGCACAGCGUCAGUAAACUCGACUGCGUCUGCGGCCUCGGGCACAUCCGCCGCCUCCGGUUCGACCGCGACCACGAACGGCCUCCGGUCCUCGACCACAACCCGACAUCAGCGGGGACAAGCGAGUGUGGGCUCCGCGCCGACAUCUUGGCAAAGUCCGCGGACAGGCAUUCCCAAAUCGAGCAGCAAUGGCUCCCUGGCCGCUCCCGGGAAUGGAUCAGCAACGACGCACGGCUCACCGGCGCUGACACCCGACGCGCCCGGACGGCCAGAGAUUCAGCGUCAACGGUCCGUCAGCAGUGCAAGCGGAGCAGCAGUCGAGCGAGCAAGCAAUUGGCUGCAGGCACUUGCGCCCCGGGGUGAGGGACGCUCUCGCGAGUUUCUGACGAGCACGCUGAGCGGUGUUGCAACUGUGGCUUCGACGGCGGCGCAGGAGGUGAACGGCUUCAUUAGGGACCGAGGUUCUCGCCCGAACUCGCUGGUUGCGACGUCACCGCCGCCAGUUGGGUCACUUUCGCCUCAGCCUGUUGGUCCGGUCCGACGAGCAGCGGCGCCAGCCAACGCCGCCCGUCUCCCCAAGGCCAGCCCGGACCCCGAGCGGCCACAGAGCGUCCAUCUGCCGCUUACUUCCAGCCCGGUCGCGAGCCCGACGCAGAGAUCCUUCAACCAUCCCAUCACAACGACAUAUGCCGCCCGCGAACACAGGCGUACCGGCUCAGCAGCCUCGACAACAGCUCUGACACACUCGACCUCCCAUCCCCAACCCGCACCACAACUCCAGCAACCUCAACCACAACAUCAACCCCCGGGGCGUGUAUUCUCGACACCAUCGCCGAGCCACUCGCCCGCUCCCAGCGGCCCAACAGGCGCAACGACGCCCCUGCACGCGAGCACUGCAAGCAGCUCGAGCAAGAAUUUGGCUGCCUCCACGUCGAGCAGGACGCACACGCCAGCCCUCUCAGCCAGCACCCGCUCGAGAGGUCAGCCGUAUAAGAUCGGCUUCCAGCCGAGCGGCGUGCGGUCGGACCGAACAGCAGCCUUUCUUAAGGAGCGGAAGGAAAAGGCGGGUGAGCGAGAGAAGGAGGAGGGCCGGCUGGGUCGGAGAUGGGCCAAGCUCGUCGACCUGCAUUUCAACCCGUCCCUCGCGUCGCGCCCCGGCCCAUCCCAGCAACCGGCGAAGAAGUCGACAUUCGACGGCGCCUUCGACUCUCUGAACCCGAAGGAAGUGUGGCGGGGUCUGAAGGCGGCGGCAGGGCCGAGUGCAGAUGAGGCGCGGAAGAGGGCCGUGGAGCAGAGUAUCGUGAAGUGGGAGCCUGACAGCGAGGUCAAGAAGUGCCGCAUCUGUGCGACUUCUUUCUCGUUGAGUAACCGGAAACACCACUGCCGGCUCUGUGGCCGCAUCGUGUGUUCACUCCCGCCGUCGCCCCCGGGACUGCUGCAUAUCCAGUUCGAGCUGUUCGGAGGGGACAUGGAGCACCUCCCCGCUGGCUUCCGACGCGAGCGAUGCUCGUUGUUGCUCGUGGCGGACUGGAAGACGGGAAGGGGCGAGGAGGUCGAUGAAGGCUUCGUGGGCUGGAUGCAGCUGGACCCCGAGGCUCCGCCGGAGCGGGAACAGACGUUCGUCAAGCGCCAUGUGCGCAACACCUCUACUGCAAGUGCGGGCGGUAGUCCCGCAGGCAGUGCGCCUGGUAGUGGCGCCUCGACCCCUCUUCCCCAGCAACCGCAAGAGGUCCAGGUACGCGGUAUCCGUGUCUGCCGGGAAUGCUGGCGCAUCGUGUCCCGCAAGCAGAUCAUCGCCGACGGUCUGAAACCCUCCCGCUUCGCGCGACUGUACGAGACGCUCCGCCUGAUCCAGUCCGAGAUUGACGGCAUCUUGCCCGACCUAGACGGGGGGAUUCGGCACGCCGACGCACUGUUAGAGGCGGGAGAGUGGGACCGGAUUGACCUCUCCGAUCUGCUCGAGAACCACCGGACGCUCCUCUCCCUGCUUGCCGAGUACGACACGGUCACGAAGCAGCUGGCGUCGGUGCAGUUCGGCCCGCCCCCGACUCCGGCGGGAGAGAAGGCAGACGACAAGAAGGUCGGCGCUGUCCUGCUCGAGGGCGGGGCAAAGGAGGGCGAGAGCACGAAGCAGGCCGAGGAAGUCAAGGCGACCAUUGUCCGCAUCGCCAGCAUUUACCUCGCCAAGUGCAUGAGCCAGGUGCACAGUGUGGGCAAGCUGCAGCGCCGCAUCCUGCAGAAGCAGUCCAAGGGUCUGGUCGUGCACAACCUCAACGACAGCAGUAGCGAGGAUGAGCUGGCGCGCGAACUCCAGCCGCUGCUCGAGCAGCAGGCACAGCUUGAAUCCUUCAUCGCGCAAGCCAACGCACAGCGCAAGUAUGACGACAGCAAGGCCCUCUCGGUGGCACUGGCCGAGAUCGAACGCGAGAUCGCACGUCUCACGACCAACAUCUAG
Molecule: messenger RNA, 2487 nt
Organism: Trichosporon asahii var. asahii CBS 2479
Lineage: Eukaryota; Fungi; Basidiomycota; Tremellomycetes; Trichosporonales; Trichosporonaceae
Product: vesicle fusion-related protein
Exons: 3
Coding region: 1-2487 (828 amino acids)
Molecular function (GO): metal ion binding
Source: RefSeq, a predicted model, not a curated record